This is a messenger RNA of Cydia pomonella (codling moth), 3120 nucleotides long. RefSeq lists its product as uncharacterized. The record is from RefSeq and is a predicted model, not a curated record. NCBI's taxonomy places the organism in Eukaryota, Metazoa, Arthropoda, Insecta, Lepidoptera, Tortricidae. The transcript has 8 exons. The coding region runs from base 567 to 2645 and encodes 692 amino acids.
GCGGAUGUCAUACCAGAUCUAGAGCAGAGCCCAACUGGGGAAGUACCUCCACCUUACAGAAAACCGCAGCCAAAUAACACUAGACCCUACUCAUAGUGUUUUAUUCCUGCCGGUGAGUAAGGUUGCCAGAGCUCAAAGAGGGUGCGGAAUGUUAGGGUCGGCAACGUGUAUGUAACUCAUCUGGAGUUACAGGCAUACAUAGGCUACGGAGACUGCUUACCAUCAGGCCGUAUGCUUGUUGGACACCGACAUAGUAUAAAAAAAUAACAUGAUAUCUACGGAACCACGCAAAUGUGAUCUAAAACACGCAUAUAUUAUCUGAUGAACACAAUUCUAUAGUCCGCACAGUGUACAAGUAAACCUCGCCGAGACAAGUAUAGUUACUAAGGUAGGCAUUAUGUCAUACUUAUUAUCGUGUGUUGAUGUCAUUACAUCGAUAAAAACAAGAACCGUAUGUUAGGAGUUUGGGACCCUGUAUAAAUAGUGUGUGAAGAUUGUUUAAUUUUUGUGUCAAAGUGAAAAUUGUGUGUAAAAUGAAUUUUAAAUUUAGUGUUUAAGAAAUCACCAUGCUCUUCUUUAUAUUGGUGAGCGCUCUGCUCUCCGUAAGCUUAGCGAACAACCCCAAAGAUGACGUCCAGUACAUGAACUUGGAAAUCAAGAACGUCAAGGGAGGAGGGGGCAGCUACGUUUAUAGAGGAGGAGAAAAUAUUAACAGAUUCUUCAACCACACGCAGCACGGCUACGUACAGGCCAGUCAGACCAACCAUGAGAUCGGAGUCUGUUACAUAGAAGUCCCGACCUCUACACUCGUGCGGGACCCAAAACAUAUACCGGCUGGUAAUGGCUCGCGAUCAGAACUGAGCCGCAUCCGCACCUGCUGCCACGGAUACAUCCGAAACAUCCACAACUACCUCAUCUGCGACCCCGUCUGCACCGUAGAAUGCGUCAACGCUCUCUGCACCGCUCCCGAAGUCUGCACAUGCUUUCCUGAUCAUGUGAGGAAUACUGCUGGAUUCUGCGUAGCGACUUGUCCUAUUGGAUGCCAGAAUGGACAUUGUAAUGGGCAACAGUGCCUGUGUAAAGAGGGUUUCAAGUUGGAUGUCAGUGGGAGAUUCUGCGUGCCGCAUUGCAGGGAUAACUGUGGUGGAAUUGGAAACUGCACAGCUCCAAACACAUGCGAAUGCAAGCCCGGCUACUCCUCAACUCCUGACGGCUCCUGCAGGCCUGGUGGCCAGGGAUCAUAUUCCCAAACACAGCACCCUGGAGCACCUGGUGUUCCUGGGUCACUGCACACAAUUCCUGGAUCACAACAGACUGUUCCUGGGUCACAGCAAUCUUUGCCGUGUGGUAGCUGUGUAAACGGUUACUGCGCGGGUACAGAAUGCCGCUGCCGUCCGGGUUAUUUGCUGUACAGAGGAGAGUGUAAAGCUCUUUGCAAUCCGAAUUGCGAACUUGGUAAAGAUUGCGUUGCCCCUAACGUUUGCGCACCGAAAGGACCUGGAGUCAACGCAACACAAUCUCACAACAGCCCACAGUACCCAUACCCCAACCCAACACAAACUCCAUACCAAAACCCGAGUCAAUACCCUAAUGGCCAAUACCCACAAAAUCAGAACCAGUACCCAGGUCAAAACCCAAACAAUCAGCAUAACCAACAAUAUCCCAAUUCUGCCAACCCUACUGGUCAGCAUCAACCUACUCCCAUCUAUGCACCGUACCCUGGUCAACAGAAUCAAUACCCAGGUCAACAGAACCAAUAUUAUCCAGGCCAACAAAAUCAGUACCCUACACCGUCCCCUUCACAACCAAAUGGAACUAAUUCCGGAUACCCAAACCAAUAUCCGCAGCCAGGCCAUCAGCAUCUGUAUCCUCAACUUCCUUCUAACUAUCCUAAUAAUCCUCAAACAAACCAAGGUAACAACGGAACAGGUCUGAGAACAGAAGGCCAGGUCUUUUACCAGAAUCGUCCGUAUAAUCCCUUUGAGAAUGUCACCUUUAACUUGCAACAAGGAGGAUCGGAUCAGACUUUAGGACACAGUCAGAACGCAACGCAAGGGCAUUAUGGCGGAGGACACUAUUCUCAAGGCCAAUACGGCCAAGAACAAACUAGUCAGGGACAAUUUAACCAUGGUCAAACCAACCAGGGACAAUAUAGCCAAGGACAGUUUGGACAAGGGCAAUACAGCCAAGGGCAAUACAGUCAAGGACAAUAUGGCCAAGGACAAUAUAGCCAAGGUCAAAAUGGUCAGGGUCAUUAUCAGCAAGGAUAUUAUCCUUAUCCUGGACAACAUGUACCUUAUGGUCAGAAUGGUGAAAACCAACAAGGGCAAAUAUCAAGUAACGUAUUCGGAAAUUGCGAACAACCCUGUGUUAAUGGAAACUGUGUUGGAGUAAACAGAUGUGAAUGCUUACCUGGAUACAAUCAGGACCCUGCAGAUUCUACUGGCACCAGGUGCAUUCCCUAUUGCCAUGGCGGUUGUCUCAACGGGUACUGCGCGUCGCCAAACAACUGCGUCUGCUCAGAAGGCUACCACAAGGACUUCAGUGUCAAGGGACGAUCAGGGUGCGUGAAGCGCUUUAGACGGUCGGCUGAACCAGUAAAAGUUGCUGAUGUCCUAGUGUUCGAGAUUCCUGAUACAGAGUAAUGAUAAAUGUAGAUUUAACUGACGAUUAGAGUGAAGAUGGUGGUGCCAUACUUUGAGUCAAUCUCCAAUAUUUUAUACGUUGUUUUUUUUUUCAAGUUUAGUAUAAUUAUGAUGUACAGUAAUAUCGCUGUUUUAGCUGCUAGAUGUCUUACCAAGUAGUUUAUUAUUAAAAUAUACCUUCUAUCUACCUAUUCGUCACAAAUAACUAAUGAGGGUACCUCAUAUUUAGAUCUGAUAUUUAAUUUGCUCUCAUUUUCAUGUAGGUAAGUAUAACUUUUGUAAAUAAUUAUGCAGAAUGUGAGAAAUGAUGUAAAAUGUUUAAGGAUAACUGUCAUUUACCAAAAUGGAUACACAACAAUACACUAAAAACAACUUUAUUAAUGACUACAUUAUUUGUACAUUGAAUUAUUACAAUCGAUUUACUUUUAGGAGACAAUUUUAUGUUCAAUAAACUAAUAAAUAAAAAUGUUUUUUU